Phycodurus eques (leafy seadragon) is the source of this 6011-nucleotide messenger RNA. RefSeq names its product phosphatidylinositol 5-phosphate 4-kinase type-2 gamma. NCBI's taxonomy places the organism in Eukaryota, Metazoa, Chordata, Actinopteri, Syngnathiformes, Syngnathidae. The transcript has 10 exons. Bases 2535 to 3596 code for a protein of 353 amino acids. Gene Ontology annotation, biological process: phosphatidylinositol metabolic process. Gene Ontology annotation, molecular function: phosphatidylinositol kinase activity. The record is from RefSeq and is a predicted model, not a curated record.
CGUGAGCAUACCUCAAGCAAGCCUUAAACGAACGGCAUCUCCUGUCCUGAGCACCGAUGACCACCAACACACAUUUUUCCCCAUUUUGUCCUUCUAAUGCAGUUGGCGUGGUCCACUCUUGUUGUCGUCGCCACGGUAACUAGGGUGUAUCCGGUCGCAUUUGAGUUGACAAGAUAAAGACCAGAUGAUUCUAAAAAAACGGGAUGCGGUGGUAUCGGAAUACAAGAUUUUAUUGCAGUAGUCUGACAUAGAGCAAAUUUGUCAUGUCGUCUGAUCCGGCAUUACGUGUUGUUUGUCUCAGACGUGUUGUCUGUCCCACACUGCCGACGUGUUUUUUUUAUUUUAUUUUUUUUUUAAAUAAUUUUAUUGGCCGUCAGAUAUUUACAGUACUGCUUCAAAAGAUGCGGGACAAGUCUAAAAAUAAACUAGAUUUUGGAUUCAAAUAUACUGUGCACGAUGGCGACGCGGAGUAAAUGUCUUUUCCGGAGUCAUUGAUCAGAUCGGCGAAUUAUGACAUUAAAGCCAAUCAGCAUAAAAUGCUAAAUAUCGACCGAUACCGAUAAGGCUGAUCAGAUCGGUGUAAAGUCUAGUUUUAAGUCUGACAGCUUCUUUCCUCAGCCAGUACCUGAAUUGCAAUACAUUUGUUUGCAUUUUCUGCAAUGUCAAUUUGAAAUAGUCUUAUUUUUUAUUAAAGGGGUGGAAAUUAAAAAAUAAAAUUGUAAUCGAUUAAUCGUUCUCAGGGCAUAGAAUGACAACUGCACUGUUGUUUGUCUUAGAAGACGUUUGGCCUCUCAUCCAAGCGAGCGGGCAUCAUCAGUUCACAAGACGGGACUAAGUUAGGACGCACUAGCCAGAGUUUGUGUGGAAUACUCAACUAUUUAUGCUCCAACUUAGAGGCAUGCCCCACACCACGUAUGGUAUCAUUCUUUUGGCCAUUGUCCGUCCCCCAGAGUCGUUGGGUGGAAACUCCCUCUUUGAUAUUCUGUUCAGUUGUAAAGCGGUCAUGGAGUGACCUAACUGUCAAGGAGGCCGUGCUGUGUGUUGGAGGCAGAAUCAUUGAAUUUCUGUGGAAUGGACGGAAGGAAGGCAUUGUAAGUAGGUGAUAGGUGAGGUCGUAAGCUCCCUCCUCUGUUAAGCAAUGUUUUUUUCCCACCUCUGUUUAUAUAGCCUCUCUCACCCUCUUUCAAACCAUCUGUCGUCCCUGUCCACAAUAUAAAAAUGUUCUCCUCCAAAGAGUGCCGUUUCUCUUGGAGGUGCAGGUAGACAGCUGAGGUGUUUGUUUCAGCUAUCAGUUCCAAAGAAACUCAAUAAUUCCCUGACCCUGAGGUAACUCCAUCACCGCUUUACAACUGAAUGGAAUAUUAAUGAGGGAGUUUCCACCCAACGACUGGUGGACGGACACUGGCCCCUCGAAAAAACAAAAAAAACACUGGGGGACAUUUUCCUGUCAGCUUGCAGUUAUGGAACCCUUUGCCCAACAAUGCAAAUACAAACGUGAAUAUGGCGCACACAUGCUCACAUUAUGUACAGUAUCGCGUACUCACUAUUGUAAGAGAUGUAGCCGUUGAACAUGUUGACAAAGCAGCAUUUAAAGAGAGGCUGCAGAGUUCUUACAUCUUGAAUCAAAACGGAUUGCUUUGAUAUACUUGUGGUGCUGUUUUUUAUGGUGUUACUUUGCACUUUUUCUUAACCAACUAGAAACUUGACUGGCAGUAUAUUUAUUGCCUGAUAAGGCAUCCAUGACUGUUUAUACCGCUGUGCCAAAUGUCUAAUAUUUAAGUGCAAGUUUUGUGACCAGAGCCUGUUUUUUUAAAAUGUUUUUAUUGAUCUAAGGUAUUUUAUUUAUUGUUAUACAUUAGAAUGCCAAUGGUCAAUAUAUUCUUUGAGUUAAUUGUUCUUAAAAAGGAUGUACUUGAAUUCUUAUGGUCUAAUAUACUUAUAUCAGUGGCAUAAAAAAAAACAACAACAAUACUAUCAUUUGUUGUGAUCGUUUUUGAGAAAAUAUAUUGUCCUAAAAAAUUUUAAUUAAAAAAACUAAACACGCAUAAUAUAUUGAGACAGAGAGAGAGAAGCUCAAUGGAUAACACAAAAAUCUUGUACAGGACCGCAAAGCAAGAACCGUGAUACAGCGGAGGUUUACUGCAUCUGUACUAGACUGAUCGGCUUCAUCGGUAUCGGCCGAUAAUUAGCAUUUUAUGCUGAUCGGCUUUAAUGUCACAAUUAGCCGUCAUUGAUCGGCUCCGCAAAAUACAUUUGCUCCGCGUCGCCGUCGUAUAUAGUAUUUUGAAUCCAAAAGCUAGUUUAUUUUUACCCUUGUCGUGUGUCUUGUGACGUCAUUUACAAUCACUGGUCUUUGUCAAAUCAAACGUGACCGGAUGCACUCGUGACCAUGGCAACGGCAACAACAAUGGAUUGCGCCGCGUAUGUUGGUCAAAAAGAACAAAAUGGGGUAAAAGCUGUGGUGGUGGUCACCGGUGCUCGGGAGAAGACGUUCGUUAGAGAUUAACGAUCUCAACCAGGUUCCGGUACCAGUCAUGUUGCUCCCCGAUGACUUCAAGGCCAACACAAAGAUCAAAGUUAACAACCAUCUCUUCAACAAAGAAAAUCUUCCUGGACAUUUUAAAUUCAAGGAGUAUUGUCCUCAAGUCUUUAGAAAUCUAAGGGAACGCUUCGGUAUUGAAGAUUUGGACUAUCAGGUGUCGUUGACCCGCAGUCCCCCGACGAGGAGCGUCAACGAGCAAGGAGAGGGGCUGCUCCUCAACUCCUAUGACCGUACUCUGAUCGUCAAGCAAAUCUCCAGCGAGGACGUGGCGGACAUGCACAGCAUCCUGUCAGAGUAUCACCAGCACAUCGUGAAGUGUCACGGGAGCACCCUGCUGCCACAGUUCCUUGGAAUGUACCGCGUGAGUGUGGAGAGUGAAGAGACCUACCUGAUUGUCAUGAGGAACAUGUUCAGCCACAGAAUAGUGGUCCACAGGAAGUACGACCUGAAGGGCUCUCUGGUGGAUCGGGAAGCAAGCGACAAAGAGCGAGGUAAAGAGCUUCCCACCUUGAAGGACAUGGACUUCAGAAACAACAUGCAGAAGGUGUACGUGACAGAGGAGCAGAAGGAGAAGUUAAUGGAAAAACUAAAUCGGGAUGUGGAGUUCCUGGUGAAGUUGAAGAUCAUGGACUACAGCCUGCUGCUGGGCAUCCACGAUGCAGGCCGGGCCGAGAGGGAGGAGGAGGAAGGCGAAGAGGUUUCCAACGAGGACGAGCAGGAGGCGGAGAACGGCUCGGCCCCCGGCCCCGCCGCAGGCUCUUACGGCACGUCUCCUGAGGGGAUCGCCGGUUACAUGUCCUGCUGCAAGCCUCUCGGGGCCGGGGAGUUUGACCCUUACGUGGACGUCUACGCUGUCUCCAGCUGCCCGGGCGCCCCUCAGAGGGAGGUCUACUUCAUGGGCUUGAUCGAUGUCCUCACUCAAUACGACACCAAGAAGAAAGCCGCUCACGCCGCCAAGACCGUCAAACACGGGGCGGGCGCUGAAAUUUCCACCGUACACCCCGAGCAGUAUGCCAAACGAUUCCGGGACUUCAUUUCUAACAUUUUUGCAUAAACUGAACACAGAACUCAGAGCCUCUUACCAUUGACCAAACUGUGUGCGCGCAGGCAAUCUUUUUAAUUGGUUGACAUGAAGAAAGACUGCUUGGAUUGUUUAAACAGUAAAGUGUGCUUCAUAGUCAUAUAUUUUUUUUCCCCAGAUUUGCUAUCACUGUUCUUCUAAAAGGAAUGAAUCUGGAGCUGUAACUUACCUUGAUCAGUCUUCAAGUGGGCAACAGAGUUUCUCCCAUGAAAAUACCUUUACACUAAAAACGACUUUCCAUUUCAAAAGAAAUUGCCUUUUCAAAGUUGGCCCUUUUUGCCACGAGAGGCCGCUGUUGUUUAGUGGAGCUGCAGGUGGCAUUCAAGUCUCGUGGCAAUUGCAUAGCCUCCCCUUGAGCCAUUAAAACUGCCCAUUGUCAUCACAUCUACAACUCGAUCAUGACAAAGUCAAUUCCGUUUUGCAAAAACCUGCGCACGUACAGUACAUUCCGGGAAGUCCGAGCUUCACAUUUUUGUUUUCCAAGUAAAUGACAUGAUGGUUCGUGAGCUAUUUUGGAGGCCGCACGGCAGACGUGAAAGUGGCAGUAACUUUCUUACGGGAAGCUCGGCAAGAAAGUGAAGAUGGGACUUCCUUAGUCUUGAAUGGAGAUAACCGAAGAAACCUUACAAAGUAACGCGUUACUCCAAACAUUUGGUCCGGUGACGUCAUAAGUAAUCUAACGCGUUCCUUUUUAUAUUGGAGUCGUCCGAAUACAGUUACUUUGAUUUAUCUGCCAAUAGUUAUUUUUUUCUUCCCGAGAACCAGAGCUUAAUGUCCUUUUGAUAUUAAAAGAUGCCAUUUUUGCUUUGGCAUCAGAUAUUAAGCAUUAACAAACUACAGUGCUGGCGGCACGGGGGACGACUGGUUAGAGCGUCGGCCUCACAGUUCUGUGGACCCGGGUUCAAUCCCCGGUCCCGCCUGUGUGGAGUUUGCAUGUUCUCCCCGUGCCUGCGUGGGUUUUCUCCGGGCACUCCGCUUUCCUCCCACGUCCCAAAAACAUGCAUGAAUUGGAGACUCUAAAUUGCCCGUAGGUGUGACUGUGAGUGCGAAUGGUUGUUUGUGCCCUGCGAUUGGCUUUCGACCAGUUGAGGGCGUACCCCGCCUCCUGCCCGAUAACAGCUGGGAUAGGCUCCGGCACGCCCGCGACCCGCGUGAGGAGAAGCGGCUCAGAAAAUGGAUGGAUGGAAAGUACAGUGCUUGGGAACGUGAGGCAAGUCGAUAACCAAGACACUUGAUUCAGUCACAGUGCAUGUCAUAAGUGUAGCCCAAUUUUCAGCCUUUGUUUUAAGAAUGACGACGACGACUAUCCAUAACUAAAAUGCACCCAACGACUAACUCCGAUAUCAAAAAGACGAAAUCUUCCCACACUGAGCCGUCUGGGGCAAUGGCGUCACGUGAUGUGUUGCAUGUUUUCCGCACACAGUCGACUCACGUGCACCAAAGCAGGCAGCGGCGCAAAAACAUUGGACGGGGGCGAGGGAUUGGCACACUUAAACUGGAAAUACAGCCGCUACUUGGAGUUUCUCGAAAGAGGACAAUACGCAGGUUCGUUGUACGUUAGGCGCACGCACACACGGUUGCCUUCAUGGACCCCCGCACAAUCGGCAGGGGUGCUAGUGUGUCUUGUCUGUCUAUCAGUUAAGAGUCUUUAACGAAGUGUACUUGUUUAUGUUUAGGUGGCCAGUUAGUAUGUCAAGUCUGCACUUCAACUCCACAUAUUUAAGUUAUUUGUUCAUGCGGAUAUCAUUCUGUAACUUGACGUACAUUACAUGAAGUAAUGGGUGCAGUUAAGCUAAUGCUUUUUUUGUACUGUGGAUAAGUGAUAUUCCUGCCACUUGACAGCUGCUGAAAGUAACUACAGUUACUUUUUCUAACUUAGUUUUACCUUUAAGAUCACGUAAUCAGUAAAGUAACUAAGUUACUUUUUCAAGGUAACUGUGGCAACACUGACCAGCACAAACACGGAGUGCCAAAUGAGUAACUUCAUUCACAGUGAGGCAUGCAGAAUUUGCACUUGACUGUUUUGUUUGAAAGGAUUACCAUACAUGCAAAUAAAAGGCAUAGAGAAGCAUAUUUGACUUGGUAAAUAUUUAUUUGAAUUGAAAGCAUAUCGUAGUGGUAGUUUAGACUGUGUAAUGUUGUUUUGUAAGAAAUCUAGCAAUACAAUCGGUAGGUAUUUGGUCAUAUUUCAGAUUUAGUGACGGGCAAUGUUUAAUUCUGCAGCUCAGUAGUUUAGCAGUUGCCUGAAUAUCAUGCAGUAUUCAAAAAAAAACAAAAAACUGGCAAGGUAAAAACUGUACUCUGUUUGAGGUCUGCUCUUCUCAAUUGAUUGUAUUUUUGUAUUCAGAAUAUCAGCAUUUUGACCAAAAUAUAUUUUACAAAAAAAUA